AUGAUUAAUUAGGAAGCUUUAAUUACUUUUAGUUAUUUGCUUCCAGCUUCGAUCAGCGUCCUUUAUAUUCUAGCCAUGGGAGCUCGCUUUUAUGAUCUUCGUUCCAAUAUACGAGCCGAACCUCUCCCCUAUAAUUAUUCUAUUAUACUCAGAAUUUCACUGUUGACUCUAGACAUUAGUAAUAAUUCUUUUAUACUAAGAGCUGCUGAAUUCAUCGAGAUUUUAUUGGUUAUCUUCUAUUCUGAAACUAAACGGGACUAUUUGUCUGGAGUCUUAUUCGUAAACAUCUCAGCAAUCAUUAUGCAAAUAUUUUUGAUGUGUUACGAAUACAAGAAGCGAGUCCCAUUGUUCUUUGCCCACAAAAUCUAUUGGAUUCUUAAUUGGCUCUUCUUAUUGGUAUCAUUUGCUUUGCUCAUUAAUUACGUAAACUCCCUGCACCUUACUCUGAAAGGACACAUAUAUGAAUAUUGUCUGUCGCUCUUCAGGAUUGUCGAUUACACCGUGCUCUUGGUUUUUACCCUCUUCCUACGAAGAUAGGAUCUUAGCGAAUUCGAAAGUGUGGGAUUUUGGAGAAACGAAUUUCCAGACAUUGAUCUAUCAGAUUCAGAAAGGAGGGCCAGACUCUCUACUUUGAAUGGUAUUUGCUAUCAAUUAUCCUAAGCCAAUUCGGGCUCCCUCUUUUUGCAAAUUGAUGUGAAGAAGAGAUGGAACAUUGUUAAUGAUGAUGUCGAAGUUAAAUUAGAAAUUCAAAUCGUAGGGUUAGAUAAGCAAUUUAAAUUGAAGAAAUCUGUAUCUGAGAUUUUCGAAUGGCACCAAUCUUAUAUCUAUGAGAAUGCUGAUUACUUUGAGUAACAUCCAAAUGAAUUGUUGUCUCUCAACUUCUUUGUUAAAUAAAUUUAAGAUAGCCAAGACUUGCAACUUAUCAACAACAUUUAAAGAUAUUUAAAUGCCAUUAUAAGCAAAUUGGACCUGAUUACAUAAUCGUUUAUGGAUUUUAUAGAGUUAUCACAAUAAGAGAAAGCCUUGGUGGAUGAAAUAAAAUAAAUCAAUAAUAUUCAAAGCAAUCAGAAAUCUUCAUUAGCAAUUAAAUAGAUCCAACCUAUUCGAAAACAAAAAUGGGAUGUCUAAUCUGAAUAUUUACCAUAUAUGUAAGUGCAUAUCACCGAACACUAAACUAUAAAAAGUAAUAAUCAAUCAUUUUUACAAUAUACUCUUGUAGUGUAAUUUGAUAAUGAAACCUUUGUUGUGUAAAAGAGGUUCAAAGAAUUUUUUGAGUUUUGUGAGCAAAUGAAGAGUCAAUUAGAAACUAAGAAUUUUCCACCAUUUCCUCAAAAAACAUUAAUCAAAUUAACAAAUGAGGAAAUAGAGGAGAGGAAACAAGAAUUGGAAAUAUUUAUGAAAUUACUUCUGAAUGAUAGGCAAUACCAUAUAUCGUUGUUAUUUAGAUUUAUUGGUAUGCCACAAUAGAUUGAAGAUCUAGUGAGGAAUAUGCAAAGAUAAAUCAUAACAGAUAGUGAAUAAAUUGUAAAAUUAUACAUAAAAAAUAUUGGUUAUGAGGAGUUCCAUGGCAAGGAUGGAGAGAAGUUCUUUAGAUAUUCAUUUUAAAUAAGUUUUGGGGAUUAGAAGCACAUAAUAUGGAAAAGAUUUAGUUAAUUCGAUGAAUUACAUUACUUGUUGAAAUAAAGAUAUCAAUAAUUGCCAUAAUUACCAUUUAAGACCACGGCUGCAUUAUAAUAAAUUAGUCCGAACUUAAGGAGCUUAAACUUAUAAUAAUAUUUGUAAGAUUUAAUAAAAGUGCCAGCCAUUGGUGAAAAUGUCCAUUUAAGAUAAUUUUUAGAAAUGAAAAAUUUUUAAGGAAACCUUGAUAUUGAAAAUGUUAUUGGAUCAUUACCAUAAUUAGAAAAUAUUUUAGAAAAAUUAGAUAAAAAUAACAAAGAUAUAGAUUAAUUAGAUAAUAUGAAAAGCAGAUUAUGGUAAUGA
Molecule: messenger RNA, 1980 nt
Organism: Paramecium tetraurelia
Lineage: Eukaryota; Ciliophora; Oligohymenophorea; Peniculida; Parameciidae
Exons: 4
Biological process (GO): intracellular protein transport
Cellular component (GO): early endosome
Molecular function (GO): phosphatidylinositol binding
Source: RefSeq, a predicted model, not a curated record